CGAAAGCUUCAGCAGGAAAUUGACCGGGUGUUCAAACGCGUGAACGAGGGCUUGGCUACAUUCACGGCAAUCUAUGACAAAUUCACAUACAGCGAGAUCCCAGCGCAACGGGAGAAGUUAGAAAGCGACCUCAAGCGUGAGAUCAAAAAGUUGCAGCGGUUCCGCGACCAGAUUAAGACCUGGCUCAGCGGAAACGAGGUCAAAGACAAGAAGCCGUUGAUUGAGCACCGCAAGUUAAUCGAGUACGAGAUGGAACGGUUCAAGGAGGUGGAGAAAGGCAUGAAGAUCAAGUCGUUUAGCAACGAGGGGUUGAGCAUGGACCUUGACCCACGUCAGAAGUUGAAGCACGAUGCGUGUACAUUUGUACAGGACUCGUUGGAGGAGUUGGAGAAGCAGGCGGACACGUUGGAGGGCCAAGUGGAUCAACUCCAGGCCGCGGUGAAAAAGACGCGCCGCGACGCCGCAAAGCAGGAACAGAUCGCGGCUAUUGACGAGAUCUUGCAACGUAACCACUGGCAUCAGGGCCGCUUGGAGCAGGUGUUGAAAAUGUUGGAGAACUCGCAGUUAGAGCCGGAGCAGAUCUCGGAGAUCCAGGAUGACAUCCAGUACUUUGUGGAGUCCAACCAGGACCCAGAUUUUGCGGAUGAUGAGGGGAUCUAUGACGAGCUUAACCUCAGGGAGAUUGAGGAGGUGGGCCCUGAGGUGGUGGAAGCUCCAAAGGACGCUCCACCCGGGCUCGCUCCAUACGCCCAAAAGAGCUUGCGCAGCAAUACAGCGACUCCCCGAGUUUCCACGGUACUUCCGUCGCGUGCUUCUACGCCCGCACCCCCUGGCUUGAGCAGACAACCCACGCUCAUGGGCACACCUCUCACCGGCCCCGUCGACCCCCAGCCGGCGCCGGGAGUCCCAGUAGAUGUCUCCACGUCCUUGAGUAAUCUCUUGCCAGCGCUCACCGCGGCCACUAAGCGCUUGACGCGCCCCCAGACCAUGGACGAGAUUAAGCCCGUUUUGGAAAACUCCUUGUUGAACUGCCCCGACUCCUUCGACAGCGAGAAGCCGCGCCUCUACAAACCGAGCAAGCCGCACCCGACACCCACCAACUAUCCCCAAGAGCCGUUGGUGGACCUCUUAAGCGGCAGCCAGCAUGCUAUCUUCCGCAAGAUCGACGAGAGCACCCUCUUCUACUUGUUCUACUACAAUGCGGGCGAAUACUUGCAGUACAUUGCCGCCAAGGAGUUGAUGACGCGUGGCUGGUUGUUCCAUCGCGAGUUAAAGACGUGGUUUUUGAAAGAC
This is a messenger RNA of Babjeviella inositovora NRRL Y-12698, 1293 nucleotides long. Its product is annotated as CNOT2/3/5 family protein. The transcript has a single exon. Gene Ontology annotation, cellular component: CCR4-NOT core complex; nucleus; P-body. NCBI's taxonomy places the organism in Eukaryota, Fungi, Ascomycota, Pichiomycetes, Serinales. The annotation marks the transcript as partial. Gene Ontology annotation, biological process: regulation of DNA-templated transcription; nuclear-transcribed mRNA poly(A) tail shortening. The record is from RefSeq and is a predicted model, not a curated record.